AUGGUCUGGGUAUCCCUGUUUCUACUGCUACCCCUGCUUCUACCUCCACUACCUUCUACCUCCACUACCUCUGCUUCUACCUCUGCUUCUACCUCCACUACCUCUGCUUCUACCUCCACUACCUCUGCUACCUCUACCCCUGCUUCUACCUCCACCACCUCUGCUUCUACCUCCACUACCCCUGCUUCUACCUCCACUACCUCCACUACCUCUGCUUCUACCUCCACUACCUCUGCUUCUACCUCCACUACCCUCUGCUUCUACCUCCACCACCUCUGCUUCUACCUCCACCUCUGCUUCUACCUCCACCACCUCUGCUUCUACCUCCACCACCUCUGCUUCUACCUCCACCACCUCUGCUACCUCCACUCCACUACCUCUGCUUCUACCUCCACUACCUCUGCUUCUACCUCCACUACCCCUGCUUCUACCUCCACCACCUCUGCUUCUACCUCCACUACCUCUGCUUCUACCUCCACUACCUCUGCUUCUACCUCCACUACCUCUGCUUCUACCUCCACUACCUCUGCUUCUACCUCCACCUACCUCUGCUCUGCUUCUACCUCCACUACCUCUGCUUCUACCUCCACUACCUCUGCUUCUACCUCCACUACCUCUGCUUCUACCUCCACUACCUCUGCUUCUACCUCCACUACCCCUGCUUCUACCUCCACUACCUCUGCUUCUACCUCCACUACUACCUCUGCUUCUACCUCCACUACCUCUGCUUCUACCUCCACUACCUCUGCUUCUACCUCCACUACCUCUGCUUCUACCUACCCACUACCUCUGCUUCUACCUACCCCUGCUUCUACCUCCACCACCUCUGCUUCUACCUCCACUACCUCUGCUUCUACCUCCACCACCUCUGCUUCUACCUCCACUACCUCUGCUUCUACCUCCACCACCUCUGCUUCUACCUCCACUACCCCUGCUUCUACCUCCACCACCUCUGCUUCUACCUCCACUACCUCUGCUUCUACCUCCACUACCUCUGCUUCUACCUCCACUACCCCUGCUUCUACCUCCACUACCUCUGCUUCUACCUCCACUACCUCUGCUUCUACCUCCACUACCUCUGCUUCUACCUCCACUACCUCUGCUUCUACCUCCACUACCUCUGCUUCUACCUCCACUACCUCUGCUUCUACCUCCACUACCUCUGCUUCUACCUCCACUACCUCUGCUUCUACCUCCACUACCCCUGCUACCUCUCUACCUGCUUCUACCUCCACUACCUCUGCUUCUACCUCCACUACCCCUGCUUCUACCUCCACUACCUCUGCUUCUACCUCCACUACCUCUGCUACCCUCUACCCCUGCUUCUACCUCCACCACCUCUGCUUCUACCUCCACUACCCCUGCUUCUACCUCCACCACCUCUGCUUCUACCUCCACUACCCCUGCUUCUACCUCCACUACCUCUGCUUCUACCUCCACUACCUCUGCUUCUACCUCCACUACCCCUGCUUCUACCUCCACCACCUCUGCUUCUACCUCCACUACCCCUGCUUCUACCUCCACUACCUCUGCUUCUACCUCCACUACCCCUGCUUCUACCUCCACUACCUCUGCUUCUACCUCCACUACCUCUGCUUCUACCUCCACUACCUCUGCUUCUAG
This is a messenger RNA of Procambarus clarkii (red swamp crayfish), 1623 nucleotides long. Lineage: Eukaryota; Metazoa; Arthropoda; Malacostraca; Decapoda; Cambaridae. The record is from RefSeq and is a predicted model, not a curated record.